AUGCUGGGCUGGCACCGGAGCUUCGCCCUGCCCGCGCCCUGGAGAAGAGGUGAGUCCGCGGGGCGAGGAGGGGACGGGCGCUGCCCUGCCCGGCCCGGCCGCUCCUCCGCCGCCCCCUUCCUUCUCCUCGCCGGCAGCGCGCACGGGACUCGGUGCGAGCGCCCCGCUCCGCUCCCGGGCUGCCCGCAGCGGCCCCGCUCCGGCCCCAUGCUGCGCUCGCUGCUGACCGGCUGCCUGUGCCCGCACGCAGGUAAGAAGAGCCCACCGCCCGAGGACAAGGUUGUGCUGACACACGUGAAGAUACUGAGCCACGAGGGGAUUGCAAACCCAGGGCUGGCCCCGGAGGCGCCGUGUGAGGCAGCCGGCAGAGCGGAGCCGUGUCUCGCGGCCGGAGGCCCCGCCACGGCCGGCCCUGCCCCGGCGGCCACGGGCACAGCCGGCGGGGCCGCGCUGCCCGACCUCGGCGCCUUCGAGCCCAAGUGCCAGCUCCACAGCUUCUCCAGGUUCGAGUAUGAGGACUCUGGGGUCGAGCUGCCGAGCGGAGCCAACUCCCCGUCGACGCCCACGGGCUCAGAGAAGAGCUUCGUGCUCCACAGCAGAGACUCGUUCUGCGACUCGGGGGUGCUCAGCACCUCGUCGUCUCCGGAGAUCGACCACCUGGCCACGAGGACGUGCCAGCAGCGCCCCGCGGCAGGCAGCGGGCAGGAGCCGGCGGCACGAGCGGAGCGCUGCAGCCAGGGCACACAGGCUGCGCUGCCGCCCGCCGCUUCCCUCCCACCGAGCGUCCCGCCGCGGGACAGCGCCCACGGGCCGUCUGACCAAAGCCAAAGGCGGUCUCUGGAACCCCCUGCGGAGAUGGACCUUGCCAGGGAAAGCUCUCUGCCCAGCCCGGCGCCCACGGAGGAGCCCCAGACGCUCGCCGACAGCUUCCCAGGGGGCUUUGGCAGCACGCAGGACCUUCAGCUCCACGGGCCGCAGCUGAAGAAGUACCCCACGAGCGACAGUCUGGACGAGUACAUGGACGAGUGCUGCAGGCUGAGUGAGGUGAACCAAGGCAACAGCAAAGCCCUGGGGUCUGGGCUGGGAUACCUGGAACACAUCUGCCAAUUGAUUGAGAAGAUUGGGCAGCUGCAGGAGCACAACCUGCGUCUCCAGAAGCAAGUGUGCAGCUUGCAGAAAGAGCAGAGGAUGAGCCAGAUAAAAGAGGAGUACCUUCUGCAGCAUUGCUCCUGUGGAGCUGCCAGCGUCUUCCUCAGCUCCUACCAAGAUGUGAAGACAUCUUUUGCUGGGAGGAGCAGACCUCACAGCCUCUUGGUUCAGACUGGAAACCCUUCUGACCUCUCCAUCAUCCCAGAAAUAGGGGCAAAUACUGAAAAGCUGAGCAACUGCAAUGGAGGCGGGAGACCCCCGGAGUCAGAAGGCAGCCAGCCCACGGCCGGGCUCAGGAAGCCAGCACACAACAGGAACAACAAGGAGAAUGAGUUCAGAGAGGCUGUCAGCAUGCCUGAGGGACAGGCCCGUCCACCAAAGGACCCUGCAGUGAGAAAGGGUCUGGACGUGAGCAGGAACGGCUGGGGCGAGAGCCAUGCGUGGGGCAGAGUGAAGGAUCUCAUGAGGAAGACACGGCUGAGAAACCAGAACAAGCUGGGGCUGUCCUCUGCUGCUCUGAAGAGGUCCUGCCCUCAGCUGUACAGGCCAGAUAUCGUGUCUCCGGAGCUGAGGAAAGCCGAGAGGAACUCCAUGAUCCUUCUGGGGCACAGCACAAAGAAUGAAAACAUAUGGCCUUUCUGAUAAGCCCAGUCACGUGGAACAAGGUGAAAAAGGCAAAGUGGGAACACAGUGGACACAAAGCCAGGAAGCCCCAGGGUUAUUUGGUGCAGCCUGCACCCGACAGUUGCCAGCAGAGCCCCCCCAGUCUGAGUGCUGGCAGAGGCUGAGAGGGCCUGUGGACAGAUGCACGCUCAGCCCUGGACACCUUCGCUCCUGAAUCUCAGGUGUACUCACACAGUCAAGCUGCAGAUGAAAACUGCUGUUGGCAGCUUGGCAACACAACCAACAGAGACUCUGAAGGAAGGUUUGGAAACUCAUCGUCCUCCUCUCUGAGUGAAGAACAGAAUUACCCGAAACACUGCAGCCUUGGAAUCACCACUGCUGCCUGGGGACCCUCUCGAGAGGGAACACUCUUCAGCUCUGUGGGACACAGCAGCAUCUAGAAGAGUGCCAGGGACUCCUUCCCCCCUGCAGAAGUGGCUGGUGGAAGGACAAGCUCCCUGUGAGGGGGCUGAGCUGCACUCUCUGCUUGUCCCCAGCGCAGCUCCUCCCUUCAGAGCAGGACCAUUUCACUGGAAUCCAACAGGAACAACCAUUGUCUGUAAAGCCAAGACUUCCCAUGAGGCUGUCCCUGAAUCCAGCACCAGCAGCUCCUGCUCCUGUCCCCUGCACACACCCCUGCCCUGCAGGAGCUGCCAUGGGGCAGGCCCAUGGCAGAGGCGAGCGCGAGGGGCACCGCGGGAACCAGCCUUCCAAGGGGCUGGAGGGAGCAGCCAAAGCAGCCCCUCAGCUUCCCCAGGCAGCCCCUCAGCUUCCCCUGCCAGCCCAGCUCUGGUGCUAGCAGUCUUUUGAGGGGGCAGCCAGGCCUGAGGUCACACUUUUAAGUCACAAGCUCAGUCCUGUGGCUGUGCAGGGGAGACCCAAGGCUGGAGAGGGGAUGCUCAUGCUGCUGUAGGGCUCAGCCUUUGUGGCUCUGCUCUCCCUCCUGCCUUUUCCCAGCAAGGGUUAUUCAAAGACAUACAUCCCUGCCAGGCUGCUGCUCCUUUUGGGCCCCAUCACCAGCUGGCUGACACCAUGGCCGUGGUGGUGGCUGCCCCGUGGCCACGCAGCCAUUGCCUGCAGAGUCCAGGGCCAGGCAGCACACGCUGCUGAGGGGCCCAGAGCUGCAGUGCUCUGUCACGCCAGCUCCUACUGGUACUAGCACAAUGAUUCCUGCAUGUGGAGUAAAGAUUUAAAUAAGACAACUUGGCCUCUUGAAAGACUACUCCCUAAUUUACAAGAGUAGCUGCAAGUCAAGCAAUUGCUGGUUAAAAAUCCCUCCUCAGCCCAAACCUGCCUCUGAACCAAGGUGCUAGCAGGAACGGUCCCACGGCAGCAGGCUCAGCCUCUCAGUGACAGAUGCUCCCCCCUUGCUCACUCACAGCCUUGGAGGCUUCAAAGCCAGAGCAGGGGCUCUUCCAAGACUCCAAGCACCCCAGCCAUGCUCUGCCCAGGGCAGCACUGAGCACAGGCAGUGAGUACUCACAAGGCUUCUUCCUACUGUUACGACCUCCAAAACCCACCCAGCCCUCCCUUAAAAACAGAAAGGCUGUGCUGACUCAGAGUGAGCCCCCUAAAGAAGGUGCUGUGUGUAAUGUUUCAGUGGUAGCUGCUGCUGGGGGCCUUUGGUUAUUUGCUGUGCAUCAUGCUAGCUUCAUGCAAAGCUAGAAAGGGUUAUAACCUGAUUAUUCUGUGAAUAGUCUGUGUAUCUCCACACCUACAUGGAACCAAACUCCUGCAGUAACUCACACCCUCCAUUACCCCUCCAGCCUUACAGAGGCUGGAAGGAAGGUGAACAUCAAUGCAAACUGAAGCUGUUUUGAGAUGGAACUGAAGCUGUUUUGAGAUGGAACAUCGUGAGCUGGUAACUGCUCCCCCACCAGCAGCCCCAGGCCCAGGAGGGGUGGGCUGGGGUCUGGUUCUUAUUUUAUAAACUAAAAUGAACUAGCACUCUUUUAUUACAGCCUUGUAUGAAAUAUAUUGCUGUGUUUUCAGAACUGAAGCUGUUUAUGACCUGUACCAUACUGUAUGGGUCUCCAGCCCAGGGUGCACUGUAAUGCAAGCAUGAGGAACUCAAUAAAGGCAUCACUGUCAUGGCAA
Messenger RNA from Colius striatus (speckled mousebird), 3909 nucleotides. RefSeq lists its product as uncharacterized. Bases 1 to 1791 code for a protein of 596 amino acids. The record is from RefSeq and is a predicted model, not a curated record. NCBI's taxonomy places the organism in Eukaryota, Metazoa, Chordata, Aves, Coliiformes, Coliidae. The transcript has 9 exons.